GUUGUUUGUGCCGCGGUCCAUAGAGAUGUGUGUACAGAGGGAGUGAGAAAGCAGAUUGGCAGCGCCGCUAGGAUCUUACCGAUAAUAGAAACGGGUAAUGUGGUCAUGUUGCAGUGGCUUGGCUUGAAUUCUUGUCGCGUUGGCUGCGUUUUCCUGAGGCGGCUCAGAGGAGCGCAUCAUCGGGAGGAAUAAAUUGCGCCGCUGCCGGAGGAGAACACGACCCCCUCCCUCCCUCCCUCCCCAAACAAGAAUGGGGUCUCAUAGCGCAACACUAAGGCGAAGAUAAACUUGAACCUAACGUGUACUAACUAAAUGGCAAAUCUUGCGAAUUAUCCAGAAGGCAACGCCGCCAUGCUGAUCCUGGAAGCGCAGCAGAGGACUGUCGGAGCUAAACCAGCUUCAAACGGCGGCCCCUCCGGCGGGGAUCCCCCUUCUUCUCCGCUUAACGGCGGCGGCGACGCUCGCUUCCAUCAACACCAGCAGGCUGCGCCGCCAAACGCUCAUCAACCGCAGGACCACCACAAUCACCACCACCACCAACAACAACAUUUUGAUCACGAAAACUAUCAACAGUCUCCGGCGCGAAAAAGUCUCCUGUCUUCUCUUAAACCAGCACAUGAGGACUCUGCUGCUUCUGCUGCUGCGAGCCACACACAGACUACCUCAUCUGCCACUGCCAUGGCUGUUCACACCGGCGCCGCUGCUACAGACGGACUGGACGACAUUAGGAAGUGCGGUUACCUGAGAAAGCAAAAACACGGCCAUAAGAGGUUUUUCGUUUUGCGCUCGGCGAGCCGUUCAGGGCCGAGCCGAUUGGAGUACUAUGAUAGUGAGAAGAAGUUCCGAAGUAGCCUUCGCUCUGUCGCCGCCGCUUCUGCCGGUGCUGCUGCUGCUGCUGCAGCGAGCGCUUCUCCUCCCAAACGCGUGAUUUAUCUCUACCAGUGCUUCACUGUAAACAAAAGGGCGGAUUCAAAGAACAAACACCUCAUAGCUCUCUAUACCAAGGAUGAAUAUUUUGCGAUUGUGGCCGAAAAUGAGCAAGAGCAAGAAGACUGGUACUUGGCUCUCAGCGACCUGAUGAGUGAAGGCAAAAAAGGCCACUCGGAGGCCGACGAGCUCGACGACGGCUACGGUACAGUAACGCCAGGGACCGUCUUCAAAGAGGUCUGGCAGGUAAACGUGAAACCUAAGGGCCUAGGGCAAACUAAGAAUCUCACGGGUGUGUAUAGACUGUGCCUCUCUUCUAAAACUAUCCACCUAGUAAAACUAAACUCUGAGACCCCGUGUGUAAAUUUGCAGCUUAUGAACAUUAGGCGCUGUGGUCACUCUGAGAGUUUCUUCUUUAUAGAGGUUGGACGCUCCUCUUCAAUUGGUCCCGGCGAGUUAUGGAUGCAGGUUGACGAUUCUGUGGUGGCUCAGAGUAUGCAUGAGACCAUUUUAGAUACAAUGAAGGCUCUGAAGGCCUAUGCCGAGUUCAGGCCAAGGAGUAAAAGUCAAUCGUCAGGCUCUAACCCUAUGGCUUUCAUGACCACCCGGCGCCACCUGGGAAACCUCCCACCCAGUCAGACAGGACUGCAGAGGCGCUCUAGGGCUGAGUCUGUGGUUGGCACCCCACCUAGCAGUAAAAGCAGUGGUGCAAGUGGAUACAGGUUUCGCACCUCCAGUGAAGGCGAGGGCACUAUGAACCGCCCGUUCCGGUCAGUUACAGGCAGCCUGAUCCACCUUAAUACAGCCCGUGCUAAUUUAGGUAGACAGGAAAGCAGUGGUGGGAUGGGGAGUCGAUAUGUACGAGCCCCACCAGGUGCCACCUACCAUGCGCGUUCUGCCUCACUUCCGGUGUCUCAUUUCCCCUCCACUACUAGUCCUGUCAGUAUGUCUAGCAGCAGUGGCCAUGGUUCUGUCACCGAUACCAACACCCGGCCUUCCAGCGCUUCCAUCUGCGGUUCGCCCAGUGACGGAGGCUUCAACUCGUCUGAUGAAUAUGGCUCCAGCCCUGGAGACUUCCGCUACUUCAGAGUACGAAGCAACACACCUGACUCACUGAGCAACACUCCACCCAUCCGGGAGGAGCACUGCCUCAGUGACUACAUGGCUAUGGGCUGGAGCCGAGACAUGUUCAGUGGGAGUGCUGGGGAUGCUUCCCGUGAUGAAACUGCUGAUGAAGAGUCACGCUUGUUUAGGAGGCGCACUCCUUCUUUUUCCAGACAGGUGGGGGCAAGCAGUGCAGUUGGAGUAGCUGUUUACCAGAAGAUGACUCAGACCAACUUCUCGCUGGACGAGGCUGUAGCUGAGGGAAGCUUUCUGGGCAGUAAUGGUCAGCUUGCAUCCAUCUCCUCAUCACUUCGUUCUGAUUACAGCUCCAGCUCCGAACACAGCCAGGACCACCCCCCCGCAUUACGGGCUGCUGACUCUUUUAAAGACGACGGAUACAUGCCCAUGAUGGCUGGGGUGGUGCCCUCUGCUCGAGAUACAGAUUACAUGCCUAUGCAACCCAGUCCUCUUGUCUGUGCCUCCCCACAAAUUCAGAGUGUUUCCUCACCUCCCUCUCAGCACAUGGACUCACAAGGCUACAUGAUGAUGCUCCCAGGUGUGAGUGGGGGUGCAGACUCCCCGAUGCCAGCCAGCCCUCACAUUAGCGGCAGAGGCCUUAGACAGAGAGCAAAUGAGCAUCCUGAAAAUGGAGAAUACAUGGAUAUGUCUCAGAGCAGGCCUGUGACGGGCAGAAGAAAAUUUUCUAAUGACAAUUACUACACACUUACCGCUCCUGAGAAACCCAAUUCCUGCAGCUCGUAUUUCUCUCUACCACGUUCAUAUAAAACCCCAGCAAAACAUCGUCGUGAGCAUGAUGAAUACGUUCCCAUGAGUUCACCUGCCAAACCUGCCUACAUCUCUCCGAGUACCACACCCGAGCACAAUGGCUGUAGCGAUAUGAAUCGCCAUUCUUCACGUCCAAACCGCCUCCCUCUUAGCCGGCGCAGUUUCCAUGGGUCUUUACAAGCCAGUGAGAUGGUGGAAUGUCCCUCCAGUCCUGGAGAGUACAUUAACAUUGAGUUCAGUGACCAGGCUACAUACUCGCUCACUACAGAGGACGCUCUCACCAGCCAAAGCACCCACCGGCAGGACCGGCACUCUCCCCUUCCCCAGGAUUACAUGAGCUUGGAGGUAGAUGGGCUUCCACCCAAAAGCCAGUCUUCACGUUCAUCACUGGUGGCCCCUUGGAACCCUCCUACAUACAUUCGUACCAGUGGUGGCGGAGUCGCUUUGGGACAGCCGGAUGACUACACCGAGAUGAGCUGUGGCUGGCGUGAGGAACGUAAAAGCCCCACAACUAUGCUGCAACACCUUAGUGUUUGUGAGCAGAGGUAUCCAAGCUCUAGCACACCUGUUGAGCCAAAGGUUAUCCGUGCUGACCCCCAGGGCAGACGGAGACACUGCUCUGAGACUUUCACAUCUACGGAAGUGACUGGAGCGAACGGCCUGGAUAACAGCGCCUCAGUGCCUAGCACUGUUCCUCAGGUGGCAGAUAAUAAGUGGCAGAGCUCAUCAUCCUUCGACAGCACAUGGAUGUGUGUGGAGAACAAAGUAGCAGGUGACACGGAGGAAGCACCGGGCUUCAAAUCAGACCAAGCUGAAGCAAGUGCAUCUUCUGUGAGAACCAGAAGGACUGUAUCUGUGGAACACCAAAAUGGCCUCAAUUACAUUGCCCUGGAUCUGAGAGAGGACCAAGGCACUGAGAGUGCCAGCGCUGAACCCCAGAUGCCGGCCUCUGGUGUGCUCCUUCCAGAAAAUGGGGAAUACGCCAGCAUAGAUUUCGCUAAAUCUGAGCAAAUCACUGCAGCUUCUAAAGGGAGCGUGGACAUUGCCAAUUGGGACAGGGAUAACCCCAGUACCUACGGGUGGAACAGUACACCUUAAAAUAGGCUCCUGAAGUGGAGCCUGGUAGUAAAGACAAGCUACGUGGCUGCUUUCCUGGAGAUCGGAGGAGCCGCCGAGACACCUCCGGCCCGUCACACACCCUGCAGAUACGAGCCCAGGGACCUCCACUUUGUUUCCUCGUCACGUCCUCGCUUUAAACUUCGCCUCUUUUUGAGAGCGCACUAUCUUCUGGGUUUGAUGUUGUUUGAAGUCGGCGCUUUAAUAUUUUGAUCGUUAUUUUAAAGUUUUACUUUGUAAAUGUGCAUAAAAAGGGUUUUGCUCACUGACAUGCAGAGAUCCCAGUUCUCGUCAGCUGUCUCGUCUACACAGGUACACAGCGUUUACUGAUGAAACAUUUCUGAAUUAAAAUGCAGUCGUUUUUACUUAGGUUUCAGGCGCAUUUCUUGUAAGUUUUAGUAUUUUUUUUUCUCCUUCUCUCUCUCUCUUUUUUUUUGCUGGGCAGGACACACUGUAUGCACAGAUUUUUCAGGGGUUCACCUGUGAGAUAUAUUUAUACUUUUGCUUAUUACUGCAUCUGUAAGUUUACAAGUGUUAUUCCCACAGCGUGUGUGUUUUGCUCAAAAAGAAGUCCCCACACACACACACACACACACACACACACACAUGAUAUCUGUUCUAUCCCAUAAGAUCCCGGUGGUUGUCACGCACUCUAUGACGUGCUGUUGAGCUGCGUGGACCCUAUUCACGGCCCCAGCUGUGACGUGACGUACAUUUUUCGUGUGUGACAGAGACCAACUGUACUCUCUCACUCCUCCACUCCCCCUUUCCUCUUUUCCUUGGUAGGAAGCACACUGCCUCUUCUCCUCACUACCAAAUAUGCAGGAUUGACAGAAGGGGAGGAGCCGGGCGGAGGAAAAGAGGAAGCGUCUAUUCUGGGACUAAACAAAAUGCCAGAUGAGAUGUGCUACGGUCUCGGAGCGCUCACAGGGCCAGCGUAGGGUCAUGGAUAGUGUUACUAUAACCGACAUGACUGAAAGCAAGCUCGUGAGGCUUCCACGUAGAAGGAAGCUCCUCACACAGGCUGACACUAAUUCUGAUAUGAACAGCAGCGUCACAGUGAAACGAAAACGUCUCAGCAUUUAGUAAGCAAAGCUCCGAUCGCUAUGAUGAUCUUGUGAACACGCCCAAAAUAUAACACACUAAAACCGAGUAGAAACAUUACGCCUUCUGAGAGACGAGCGCGUUUUGUUUUUUAUCAUUAUUUUCAUUUUUGUCUUCUCAGUGUUGUACGCACGCUUUGAGCGAGUGCCCCAGUGAAACAUCACGGCACAGGAUAAAAGCUGAAUCUUUGCCUUACUGUUGUAAUUUAUUGUAGGCUUUUUUAAUGAAAGAAAACUAUAGAGAGCAGGUGAGAGACGAAUAUAUGGUACUUUAUCUCCAGUUUGAGAGAGACUAGUUUUUUGGCUUUUUUGGGGGUGGGGUGGGGGGUACAAGAAAUCCCAUCCCUCUCCUUAUUUCAGUAUGUGUGAUAUAACCAAACCACAUUUCAUUUGAUGCUUGUAUGAAAAUAAAAAGAGACAAAAACAGAGAUAUUUUCAUGGUAUGUUGUAAAAUUGUUGGUACUGAAAUGUGAAUGUAACCUCUUAAAACUCAAGUCCUUCGAUAUUUCAGUCCCUUCUGGUUAAGGGAUUCUCUCUCUCUCUCUCUCUCUCGCUCUCUCUCUCUCGUGCUCUCUCUCUCUCUCUCUUUCUCUCUAUCUCUCUCUCUCCCUUUUUUGUAUCAGAUUCACGUCUUAGAAAGCACAGGCCACAGUGACAGACUGUCAAAGAAAACAGGGCAUGUUUAAACUAGCUCUUAAUUUUUGUACAAUAAUAAAAAAAAAAGAAGUGCAACAGAAACGUUGUGGCAUGAACAUCGCUUUCGAUUUCUUCGGUCCUGUUUUUAGGUACAGUUCUACAGUAAUCUGUUACAGAGACUUUCAUGACUGAAAGAGCUACUUUGGCACUAUUUUUAAAAACCUGCCUCAAAACAA
This is a messenger RNA of Hemibagrus wyckioides, 5908 nucleotides long. RefSeq names its product insulin receptor substrate 2-B (gene irs4b). NCBI's taxonomy places the organism in Eukaryota, Metazoa, Chordata, Actinopteri, Siluriformes, Bagridae. The record is from RefSeq and is a predicted model, not a curated record. The transcript has 3 exons. Gene Ontology annotation, biological process: insulin receptor signaling pathway. Gene Ontology annotation, molecular function: insulin receptor binding; phosphatidylinositol 3-kinase binding. Gene Ontology annotation, cellular component: plasma membrane; cytosol. Bases 313 to 3915 code for a protein of 1200 amino acids.